Molecule: messenger RNA, 1020 nt
Organism: Ctenocephalides felis (cat flea)
Lineage: Eukaryota; Metazoa; Arthropoda; Insecta; Siphonaptera; Pulicidae
Product: coiled-coil domain-containing protein 42 homolog
Exons: 6
Coding region: 1-1020 (339 amino acids)
Source: RefSeq, a predicted model, not a curated record
AUGGGUAAAGACAUCUUGGAGCAGAAAAGCAUAAAAUGUGUUUCAUUAAAAAGAAUGCCAUUAGAGAGUUUGCCUCACAAAGACGUGGGUGAUUACAUAGAGGCGCAGCAGAUCAAUCGUUUACCCCGUCGAUUUCCUCGGUGGGACGAAGGCCGGACGGAACCGGCGCUCCGAGCGGCAAUCACGCGGAGGGAACUGUAUCAGGCCAAAAAGAACUUGCAGGAUGUGCGAAAAGCUGGCGUCAAAGCGCGAGCUGUCCUCCAAGUCCAAAUAGAUAAAUUAGUAGCGCAAGAAAAAGAUUUAGGAAGGAACUUCAUAAAAUUUAAUCGAUUCAUUAGAGAAAAUGCUGACAAACGCCAACGAGCUGAGAGAAAGAUUGCAGAAUCAAGAGUAAUAAACAAUCAAUUAAAAAGUGAAAUCAAUGAGCUGAGUGAACAGUACUCAGCAUACAUGAACAUUAAAAAUAGUUUAGUUAAUAUGAUAAGUAAGUAUAAAAUGUACGAAACAUUUCUGGAUAAAUGUGCUGAGGAAUCUCCAUACCUAACGAGCAUCUAUAGUGUCGUUAAGAGAUAUGAAGCAUUGAUGAGCGCUAGACAAGUCAUCUCCGAGAGGCUAAACGAGAACAUGUUAGCAUUAAAUAAGACCGUGGAAAGCGUCUCUCGCAUUCAAGCCGAAAAAAACGCCUUGAUCGGCCAGAUGAAAUACGAAUUGCGUAUGAAGGACGAGAGACAUGGAGAAGUGACUCGUUUUAAAAAUCAUUGGGAAUCAGCUAUUGUAAAAAUUUCAAACAUGGCUUAUGAUAAACUUGCUGAAAUAUUUUGUGUCAGAUUCAGCUCUUGGGAUCUAUAUCAACAACUUGCUGUUAGACGACAGUUGCCGAUUACAUUAGGAGAAUUCGAUCAAGAAGGUCAUUUUACAUUUAUCAAAGAAUCAAUACUUGAGUUGAGAAAGUGCGUAGAAGAAUCUAAAAAAAUUAUGAAAGAAGCAGAAGAGGACGACAAUGAUUUAUAUAACGACUGA